Molecule: messenger RNA, 720 nt
Organism: Diachasma alloeum
Lineage: Eukaryota; Metazoa; Arthropoda; Insecta; Hymenoptera; Braconidae
Source: RefSeq, a predicted model, not a curated record
GUGGUUCUGGGAUCAGCCGAAGGGUUGUUAAGCCUUCGGUGUUAAAUGGUCGGUGUCAGUCGGCUAGGCGAUCUCGUGUGUAUCGUCCAGGCCAGGUUACUGUAACUCAUCUGGACAGUACCAUCCAAAAUUGGCUUCUCGUCCAUCGUCCACCUGCUGUGGGGCAUGCAGGGGCUUUGACUUCGGUCAUGAAGGGAAUGAUUCGCUCCUGUAUGUCCCGGUCGGGGAAUGUGUCCUCUUUAUAUGAUGACCUUUCGGUGCAUCGGGAUGGUGCCAUUGGGCCGUUGCCCGAGCAUCAUCCUUCCCCUGAGGAUGAGCUCCCUGAUGCCAUCGAUGAUUCUCUCGUGGCUCUUCAGGAUGAGUCCCUUGAGGUUCGUCCCGGUACCUCCUUUGAGGCUCGCCCCGGUACGUCUAACGAGGCUCAGGGUGGACUUGUUGGUUCUGCGGCUGUUCCUCGAUCCUUGCAAUGUAUUCUUAGGGGUGGAACUGUGAAACGGGGGCGGGGUGGAUUUAGGCCAGGUGCUGGUCGGCCUAAAGGGUCGAGGAAUCGCUCGGUGUAUUUUGGCAGUACCAGGCGCAGAACACGAACGGCUAGGGUUUCGCUUCCUCUCCCCCCAGAUUCUUUUUUUUUUUGACUGAUUGAGUUGCUUUUUCAUGGUUCAUUCUGAGGGCCGUUUAUCUACCUCCAACAGUGCCAUAUAACGCCUCUCUGUAUACUGG